AUGCCUUGGUCUUUCGCUCUGCCUCAUGUUCUCCUCACCAACCCCUAUCUAGCGGUUGCGACCCCGAUCACCGCAGGGACGACAGUGGCCCUUUUGACCAAUCGAAAUCAAAACCGUGAAACCUACAAGCAGCUGAAACAGCCGCCCUACAGUCCCCCAGGAUGGCUCUUCGCACCGGCCUGGACCCUAGUUUAUGGAUUGAUGGGUUACGCCUCUCACCACGCCACUACCAUCGCAUCACAAUCUUUUUCUCUAGCUGUCCGUGAUGCCAAUUCUACUGCCCAGACCCUCUACACCACGCAACUAGCCUUGAAUUUCCUCUGGAUGCCCCUCUUCUUCCGGCUGGGCCGACCGGCCGUCGCCUUGGGGGAUCUGGCCUUAUUAGCAGGCAACGUGGGUGCCCUAAUGGUCAACUGGUGGACGACCGAUCGGACUGCUUUCUGGUGUCUUGUUCCCUACGCUGUCUGGCUCGGAUAUGCGGCGUACCUCAACGCCGGCUGUGGUAUUCUAAAUGGAUGGACGGUUCCUACUGGGAAGGAGCGGUCAGAGUAG
Penicillium verrucosum is the source of this 552-nucleotide messenger RNA. Its product is annotated as TspO/MBR family protein. The coding region runs from base 1 to 552 and encodes 183 amino acids. The transcript is spliced from 2 exons. The record is from RefSeq and is a predicted model, not a curated record. Lineage: Eukaryota; Fungi; Ascomycota; Eurotiomycetes; Eurotiales; Aspergillaceae. Gene Ontology annotation, cellular component: mitochondrial outer membrane.